This is a messenger RNA of Leishmania braziliensis MHOM/BR/75/M2904, 1500 nucleotides long. RefSeq names its product putative tyrosine specific protein phosphatase. The transcript has a single exon. Lineage: Eukaryota; Euglenozoa; Kinetoplastea; Trypanosomatida; Trypanosomatidae. The coding region runs from base 1 to 1500 and encodes 499 amino acids. Gene Ontology annotation, biological process: protein dephosphorylation. Gene Ontology annotation, molecular function: protein tyrosine phosphatase activity. The record is from RefSeq and is a predicted model, not a curated record.
AUGCACAAAAGGCUACGCAAGGAGAAGCAGCGCUUUGACGCACACCUCCGCCGACUUGGCGAGCGUGUUUACCCCACCCUCGAAGAUGGGUUCGAUCGGGAGCUAGCGAAGCUGCGCCGUGUCGACGAAUAUGUCCGGAGCAACCUGGAUGAAUACUACAGCGCCUCCCUUGGUUCGAGCAUGGUGAAGAACCGCUUCCCCAAUGUGAAGCCAAACGAGGGCACAAUCGUGCACCUGAACGAGACCAGUUUCCAAGGAGACGGCGCGUACAUCAAUGCCAACUACGUCGACGCACGCGAGAAGUUCAGCGUGCCGUUUGUGUACAUCGCGACGCAGUCGCCAAUGAAAAAUACCGUGCUGGACUUUUGGCGCAUGGUGUACGAGAAUGACUCGGCCUUUAUUGUGAUGCUCUGUGCGGUGGAGGAGAAUGGCAAGAUAAAGAGUGAAACCUACUGGCCCCUGAGAGGCGAGACGUACGACAUGGGGAUGCUGACUGUCACCCAUGUUGCGGAGAGCAUGCAGCAGAACUCGGUUCACCGUUGCCUGUUGCUCCGCAGCGUUCGUGGUGACGAAAAAGAGGUGCUUCAUAUACAGUACUUGACUUGGCCGGAUCAAGGGGUACCGCAAAGCAGCGUCACACUAAUGGAGAUGAUUAAUUCCAUCGCCAAGUCGCCGCGUAGUACGCGGUCGCCGAUCGUAGUGCACUGCUCCGGCGGAGUUGGGCGCACGGGUGUCUUUAUUGGUCUGCACAUCGCUCUCGCACAGUUUCAGCUUGGUCUGGUAAACAUUAGCAUUCCUCGCAUUGUUGGCUACCUGAAGACGUGCCGCAGCGGAAUGGUGGGGCGCAGGGACCAAUACAUCUUUCUCUACUACGCAGUGCAGCGCGAGAUGGAGCGCAUGAUCCUAUCUCAGAAAGCCGGCGUCAAUCUGCUUGACAGCCGACCACGCUUGGCAACCCCAGCGGUGACCCGCGCCGACCCAGCUCCGACGCCGAUGACUUCCCCACUGAUCAUGCCCAUCCCCGUCCCAGUCCGAGGAUGGCACAGGACCUCCAUCUUCACGCUGUUCCGCUCCUCGAAGUCAGUCCGCCCCACCGACCUUCGCUCUGCGUCAAUCCGGACCCCCAAACACCGAAAUGCAGAGGCCGAUGUGGCUGCCAUGGAGAACUACCUGCAACGCGCAGGAUCGUCGCCCUGCUCGGGACGUAGCCCAAACAUGAGCCAUACGGGCGAUCGCUCCUCUCCUAUGGAGGCCUUACAUCACGCAUGUCGCCAAACCUCAUUCUCAUCAAAAUCACUCUUCAUCCCAGUGCCGCAUGAACCGAACAUGCACUGCCGUCAGGUUGGUACCUCUCGAUCAAGCACGAGCCACACGUCGGAGACCACAACACCAGUGUUUCGGUCCACGUCACUUCUGCAAGAGGAGCUCGCGCGACUGCAGCAGGUCAAUCGCGUGAAGCGCUUCUCUCCGUCGUUGGCCUGCGGCAUUGGUGGCAGCUAG